AUGAUUGCUGCUUCCUGCGCGAAACUGAUGCUGCAGCGCGCAAUCAGAGCAUUUGUAGGACUGGCAUCGCACAAUCAUAUCACAGCUAAGUACCAUUUCAUUCGCCUCUCAUCUCAGCGACAUUCGAGGCCGAGCAGCAUAGCAAGUCACAUUUUCACUCGAAGCAUGGCCACCGACGAAGCGCCCCCGACCACCUCAUCGCCGCCCGUGCCUCUCAGCGCACCUCCCGCAGUCGGCCAACUCGUCGAGCAUGAAGGAAAGACAUAUGAGACCAUCAGGGAGGGAGGCGCAUACAUCUUGAUCCCGCCAAACACGCAAAAGCAUGUCGAUCCGCAAGCGAAAUUGGCCGAGGGAGAGAAGGCGCAGAACGUGUUCUACAACCCGAUCCAGCAGUUCAACCGCGACUUGAGUGUGCUCUCGAUCAAGGCUUUUGGUGAAGACUGGAUGGAGCGAAAGAGGCUGCGCAACGAUAGGAACAAGGAGCGGCACAGCAAGAAGCAGCAUAAGAAGCGAAAGCUGGCAUGGAGUAAGCAAGAUGAGACUCUGGACGAUGGCGGCGCGCAGAAGCUGAGAAAGGCAGAAGAUGGGAAGCCUACACCAGCUAACAGCGAGGUACUCACGAACGGCAAUGGCGAGGCGGACAGUGAGCCUGAUGUGACUGUCAUUGUGGACAAGCCAGAAACUGCAUACACCGCGCAGGAGACCGAUGCGCAGAGCCAUACAGCCACCAACGGGGAUGCAAAAAUCAACGGACCGCGCUUCAGCAUACUGGACGCUCUAUCAGCAACGGGCCUACGAGCCCUCCGCUAUGCCAAGGAGAUCCCAUUCACCUCUAGUGUGGUCGCCAACGAUAUGAACCCGAAUGCUACAAAGAGUAUGGCACUGAACAUCGCACACAAUGGCUUGACUUCAAAGAUCACACCGAAUACUGGCGACGCAAUAGGCCAUAUGUACAGCGUGGCAUACCCAUCUACUGGAGCGCAUGGACCGAACCACGUCUCCAAGAAGUACGACGUGAUCGACCUGGAUCCAUACGGCACAGCGGCACCGUUCAUCAACGCUGCACUGCAGGCUCUCAACGAUGGUGGCUUGCUCUGUGUCACCUGCACCGACUCCGGCGUGUUCGCAUCGGCUGGCUACUGCGAGAAAACGUACUCUCUGUACGGAGGCAUGCCCGCGAAGGGACCAUACUGCCAUGAGGCUGGCCUUCGCCUUAUCAUUGGCUCCAUCGCCAAGGCCGCCGCUGCCAUCGGCAUCGCAAUCGAGCCUCUCCUAUCCCUGAGCAUUGACUUCUAUGCACGGACAUUCAUCAGGGUACGCAAGAGCCCAGCCGAUGUCAAGUACCUCGCUGGCAAGACAAUGUAUGUCGCCUGCUGCGAUGCUGGCUGUGGUGCCUGGACUACCAGCAUGAUCGGGCGUAACACAAAACAAACUGCUAAGAACCGUGCCGACACGUUCAAGCACGGGAUCGGCCAAGUCGAAGCGGACAAAGAAUGCAGGCAUUGCGGAUUCAAGACUCAUAUCGCCGGACCUAUGUGGGGUGGUCCACUGCACAACGGCGCUUUCAUAGAGAAGCUGCUCGAGGAUCUUGAAGAGGCCGAUAGUAGUGUGUAUGAGACGAAGCCACGACUUGAGGGCAUGCUCUCCACCGCUCUCGAUGAGUUACUGGUCAACGAGGCGGCCACGCGAUACAUCCCGAAGAAAGAUCGCAAAGAAGGCGAUGAGAUGAUCCCCCAGGUACCCGCAGAGGCCGUCGAUGCACAUCCCUUCUUCUUCAACCCGUCGGCAGUCUCGAAGGUCAUCCACUGCGUCGCACCAUCUGCAGCCGCCAUCAAUGGCGCUCUACGACAUUUGGGAUACCGUGCGACGCGUUCUCACUGUCAAGCUGGCUCCAUCAAGACAGAUGCGCCAUGGAGUGUGAUCUGGGAGAUGAUGCGCGAGUGGGUUCGCCAGAAAUCGCCCAUCAAAGAUCUUAAGGAGAACACGCCUGGACGAAAGAUAAUGGCUGACGAGACCAAGAGCUUGAAGGUGGUCUUUGAUGAGGGUUUGGGAAAGGAUAAGGAGAGGCCUGGGGGUAAACGUUUGGUUAGGUACCAGCAGAACCCGAGGGAGAAUUGGGGUCCGAUGACCAAGGCGAAAGGGAGUGCUUAA
Messenger RNA from Fulvia fulva, 2151 nucleotides. RefSeq names its product tRNA (guanine(26)-N(2))-dimethyltransferase. Gene Ontology annotation, biological process: tRNA N2-guanine methylation. The transcript has 2 exons. Bases 1 to 2151 code for a protein of 716 amino acids. NCBI's taxonomy places the organism in Eukaryota, Fungi, Ascomycota, Dothideomycetes, Mycosphaerellales, Mycosphaerellaceae. Gene Ontology annotation, molecular function: RNA binding. Gene Ontology annotation, cellular component: nucleus. The record is from RefSeq and is a predicted model, not a curated record.